This is a messenger RNA of Polypterus senegalus (gray bichir), 1182 nucleotides long. RefSeq names its product cadherin-related family member 5-like. The record is from RefSeq and is a predicted model, not a curated record. Gene Ontology annotation, biological process: cell-cell junction assembly; homophilic cell-cell adhesion; multicellular organism development. Gene Ontology annotation, cellular component: adherens junction; membrane; catenin complex. Bases 1 to 1182 code for a protein of 393 amino acids. Gene Ontology annotation, molecular function: cadherin binding; calcium ion binding. NCBI's taxonomy places the organism in Eukaryota, Metazoa, Chordata, Cladistia, Polypteriformes, Polypteridae. The transcript is spliced from 9 exons.
AUGACGGUGACGAGCGAAGGAAGGGGCGUCUGGCUGGCUAUCCUGGGGGCUCUGCUCGCUGGGGUCGGUGCCCAGCAGAACCUUUGCUGGAUAAACAAUGCAGGAGCUCAGUAUGUGACAGAAAUUAUGGAGAACAACAAAAUUGGGGACGCCGUGGUGAACAUCUCUGUGGCGGACAGCAACGUGGCACUCAGCUUGGAAGGAGCAAACGCUAACAUGUUCAGAAUCGAUGGGGAGAGCCUGCGUGUCAAUGUUAUACUGGAUGCCGAGACCAUGGAUCCUGUUUUUAGCGUGACUGUAAUCUGCAGACGCCAGCCUGACACGAAUCAGCUGAAUGUCAUUGUAGUCAUUGUAAACGAGAAUGACAAUGCGCCGAUGUUCAGCCAAAGCGAGUACUUCCUGAGCGUCAGCGAGCUGACGCCAGUGGGCACCUCCGUGGAACGCAUUCAAGCCACCGAUGCUGACAAAGAAGCCCUCUUUUACUCCCUCGACGGGAACACCAAUGGAUCUGAAUUCUUCCGACUGGCCUCCUCGAACAGCCCAAGCAUCCUGGUGGCGAAACUGUUGGACUUUGAUGAAGGGGAGCGGCUGGAGCUCAUCAUGUCAGCCAGUGAUGGCCGGUUCGUGGCAAAUGCGUCUGUUCACAUCACCGUUGUGGACAUCGAUAAUCGGCCACCUUGGUUCCUGCCUUGCGACAUCCGCCCGGGAGCGAACAACGCCAAGAUCUGCCUGAGUGCGGGAUACACUGGAACGGUGAACUUAACCGAGAAAGAGGACAGACCCUUGCAUUUCCUGCCCGGACCCGUGUAUGCAGUGGACGGUGACAAAGGCCUCGGUGUCCCCAUAAAUUACGAGCUUGUCGGAGAAAGCCGAAGGUCUGAAGUAAGAAUAUCAGCCGUAAAAACUCCAAAGGAGUGGCAGGAGGUCAGUCGGAGCUUCGGCGAAUGUCUUAAUACGAGACAAAGGUCAACGAGACAAAGACCAGCGGUGUCUGCCCACUUCACGAAUAGCCCCAUAUGUGAGGACGAGGUGACGGGUGAGGGACGGAGGGGACCAAUAGGUAAGGCGCAAAAUCACGGAGGUCCAAACUGGGAUGAACAUUUAGGGACUCUGGAAGAGAGCGCGGUGACCCCAAAACAGCUGCUCAAGGAUGACGAUGACGUGUUCUUCAGUGGCAGUUGA